This is a messenger RNA of Sorex araneus (European shrew), 1814 nucleotides long. It is a transcript of the gene ANXA9, whose product is annotated as annexin A9. The record is from RefSeq and is a predicted model, not a curated record. Lineage: Eukaryota; Metazoa; Chordata; Mammalia; Eulipotyphla; Soricidae. Gene Ontology annotation, molecular function: calcium-dependent phospholipid binding; calcium ion binding. The transcript has 13 exons. Gene Ontology annotation, cellular component: cytoplasm. Bases 3 to 1160 code for a protein of 385 amino acids.
UGAUGGCAGAGUUCUGUUCUGGGAAAGAGAUGACCUCUGCUAGUGCAGCAGGGAGAUCCCCAAGGCCGGUUCUGGAAGACAGAACAGAAUCUGACCCCAUGUCUGCUUCUGCUGGGGUCACCAUGUCUGUGAGCAGCGCCGAUGCGGCCACACCUCUGACCCAGGAGAUCCUCAGCCACCUGGGCCUGGCCACCAAGACUGCUGCGUGGGGGACCCUGGGGACCCUCAGGACCUUCCUGAGCUUCAGCGUGGACAAGGACGUGCAGAGGCUACUGAAAGCCAUCACCGGCCAAGGUGUGGACUGCCAUGCCAUCGUGGACGUGCUGACCAACAGGAGCAGAGAGCAGAGGCUGCUCAUUUCCCGAGCCUUCCAGGAGCGCACCCAACAGGAGCUGCUGACGGCUCUGCAGGCGGCGCUGUCGGGGCCCCUGGAGAAGCUGGUGGUGGCGCUGCUGCAGCCUGAGGCCAAGCUGGAUGCCCAGGAACUGAGGACGACCCUGAAGGACUCGGGCUCUGCCAAGGAUGUGGCUAUAGAAAUUCUUGCCACCCGAAACCCAGCACAGCUGCAGGAAUGCCUGGCUGUCUACAGACACGAUUUCCAGGCUGAGGCCGAGGAGGACAUCAGGUCUGAAACCACUGGCGUCUUGAGGGACUUGCUACUCACUCUGGCCAAGGGUGGCCGGGACAGCUGCUCGGGCAUCAUCGACUAUAACCUGAUGGCACAGGACACCCAGGCGCUCAGGCAGGCAGAGGGAGGCGACAUGGGGGCAACGUGGGUCCCCAUCUUCACGCAGCGAAGCAUGGAGCACCUUGUCCGAGUGUUUGACCAAUACCAGCAGCAUGCAGGGCACGCGGUGGAGCGAACCAUCCAGGACCGUUUCCAGGGUGCUGCACAGGCGGCGUUGCUGAGCCUCGCCUCGGCCAUCAGGAACACGCCACUCUACUUUGCAGAAAAACUUCAUGAGGCUCUGCAGGAACCCGAGCCCAAGUUCCAGGUACUCACCCGCAUUCUGGUGUCCAGGAGCGAGACUGACCUUCUCAGCAUCAGGGCUGAGUUCAAAAGGAGAUUCGGCAAGUCUCUGUACGCCUCCCUCCAGGACGCUGUGACAGGGGACUGCCGGGCAGCGCUGCUCGGCCUGUGCAGGGCGGAAGACAUGUGAGGCACCUGUCUGCUUCUCCGAGCUGCAGGAGCCAGGCUGGGGCCCACUGGAGAGCCCCUGAGGACCACCUUGCACCUCUGCCCCCCACUGGCUCUGGCCCUGGGGGUCUUGUGGUUUCUACCCUGUCCUUCCUCCCCGCUCUCUGGCCACAAUAUCUCACUGAUUCCUGAAUGACUCUGGCCGCUGUCUCUGACCUUGGGGUGGGGCAGGAAGCUUCAGAGACCUUUGAUGUGUGCCUGCCAGCCUGGCCCACAGGAAGCCCUGGCACAGCCCCAGGAGCAGCGCUUUCUCCCACAGCCUCUCUCGGGCCCUCAUUAUUUUCUCUUCCCCAGGAAAUAGUGAGAAACAGGUUGCAAAGCACUCCCUGUAGGGUGUGGGGCUGGGGAAUGAGAUGAUCAAGCCAUGCACACCCCCCAGAUGCCUCAUUCCAAAGAGGUUUAGUUUUUGUUUGGAUUUGUGCCACACCUGGCGGUGCCCAGGGCUUACUCCUGGCUUUGUGCUCAGGGAUCACUCCUGGUGGGCUCAAGGGAUCAUAUGGGGUGCUGGGGAACAAACCCAGGUCGGCCAUAAAAGGCAAACGCCCUACCCACCAUACUGGGGUUUGGAAACCCAUUUGUCAGGUUAGUCUGUGUUUUCUGGGAAAGAUCUAGGAAA